Molecule: messenger RNA, 405 nt
Organism: Microdochium trichocladiopsis
Lineage: Eukaryota; Fungi; Ascomycota; Sordariomycetes; Xylariales; Microdochiaceae
Product: Ribonuclease/ribotoxin
Exons: 3
Coding region: 1-405 (134 amino acids)
Molecular function (GO): RNA binding; RNA nuclease activity
Source: RefSeq, a predicted model, not a curated record
AUGCUCGGCCUCAAGACCCUACCUACACUCCUCGUCGCGGCCCUGUCCGCCCUGUCCUCCGUCGCCGCCGGGCCCAUCGAGAACCGCCAGUCGUGCCAAUACACCUGCGGCAGCGUCUGCUACUGGGCCGAAGACAUCCAGGAGGCCGUCGCCCAGGGCUACGGCUACUACCAGGACAACCAGCAAGUCGGCAGCAACGACUACCCUCACUCCUACAACAACUACGAGGGCCUCCCACUGCUCGUCAGCGGGCCGUACCAGGAGUUCCCCAUCCUCAAGACCUACAAGCCCUACACCGGCGGCAGCCCCGGCCCGGACCGCGUCGUCUUCAACACAAAGGGCCAGUUUGCGGCUGUCGUCACCCACACCGGCGCCAGUGGCAACGACUUUGUGUCUUGCAAGUAG